GCACUGGAAAAAACAAUAUUUAGUCUGUAGGCUUAUAGCACAUUUCACACGUUACAAUUGCUUUAGGCUACUGGUAAGAUGAUAAUAAAAAAGAACACACUCAAACAAUUAAACCAAUUGGAAAGUAAUAAAUAAUAAAAUCAAUUUAAAACCUAAAAAGUAAAAUCUUCAUUCGUUUCUGUUUAUUCCAACAGCAUACACUGGUUUGCAACAUUAUGAAUUCAUCUUAACGAAUGAAUCCGGGGGGCACAGUGUGAACCUUAAAUUAACCAAGUGGUCUCAGGUGUGUGGUCACCGCUUAUUAUAAAACCACUGAGGCACAUCGCAACCAAUCAAAGCAGAGAGCCGGGAAAUCCGUUUCGUAGCCUAAGUGUUAGUUCACAGUAAUGGCCACGAGAUGGCGCUGAUACACUCUGUUCCGAGGCGUCUGGUCCCUGCGUUCUCUGCGGCCCCCGAUGGAGCCAGCGGAUUACAAACUCCAGUUAAGUGGCGCACUGUCCUCCUCCUCCCCAUCUUUCAUCCAGAGUAAACCCAGGCGCACGGAGUGCAUCCUCACAGCGCUCGCCCUGUGGGAAUUAUAAAUCAGCUCUGUUUGGCUGUCAGUGUCAAACCGAGAGAGCUCUGCAGUGUAGGGUGACGGAGGGAAACAUAUAGACAAAGAGAGUGAAGAGAGGGAGAUGGGUCCGGAGGCGGUGAGGCAUCCCUGAUUGUCAAGCGGUGAAGUUCUCCUGCUCUGAUCGGAUCUUUUCUCCAGGUGGCUGAGCUGCCUAGCUCUUUUCUUCACUUCUUUCUCUCACUCCUAAUCCCCCCUCUCACAACCUCUGUCUCCCUCACUCUCACUGGUUCUCUCCCUCUGUCAGCUCUAAUAACGCUUGUGUCAUUGUGUGUUCAGCAUGAGUAACAUCUAUGAGUCUGCAGAGGCCACGCUGGGCUUCAUCAGCUCUCCGUGCCUGACCAAAGUAGAGCUGAGAGUCGCCUGCCGGGGGAUCUCGGAUCGCGACGCCCUCUCCAAACCCGACCCCUGCGUAGUGCUGAAGAUGCAGUCACAUGGGCAGUGGUUUGAGGUAGACCGUACAGAGGUGAUCCGCAGCAGCAGCAGCCCGGUCUUCUCCAAGGUCUUCCUGGUGGAUUACUACUUUGAGGAGGUCCAAAGGCUUCGCUAUGAACUUCAUGACAUCAGCUCUGGCAACAAUGGCCUCCGUGAUGCUGACUUCCUGGGAGCCAUGGAGUGCACUCUAGGACAGAUUGUUUCACAGAGGAAACUGACCAAAGCUCUACUCAAACAGGGAAAUACUGCUGGAAAGUCUUCCAUAACGGUGACAGCAGAGGAGUUGUCUGGUAAUGACGAUUACGUUGAACUCUCCUUCAGUGCUCGUAAGCUAGACGACAAGGAUUUCUUCAGCAAGUCCGACCCUUUCCUGGAGAUUUUUAGAAUAAAUGAUGAUGGGACUGAGUCCCUCGUGCAUAGAACAGAGACAGUCAUGAACAACCUGAGCCCUGUUUGGAAAUCCUUCAAAGUUUCCUUGAACACGCUCUGCAGCAGUGACCACGAUAGGGAGCUAAAGUGCACAGUCUGGGACUGGGACUCAAAUGGAAAACAUGACUUUAUUGGGGAGUUUCAGACCACCUUUAAGGAAAUGAGGGCAGAGCAGGAGGGCAAACAGAUUCAAUGGGAGUGCAUCAACCCUAAAUAUCAGAUGAAGAAGAAGAAUUACAGAAACUCCGGUGUUGUCAUUCUCAACCACUGUAAGAUCAUCAGAAUGUAUUCCUUCCUGGAGUACAUCAUGGGAGGCUGUCAAAUUCAGUUCACAGUGGCAAUAGACUUCACAGCGUCUAACGGGGAUCCGAGAAACAGCUGCUCUCUCCACUACAUCCACCCCUACCAGCCCAAUGAGUACCUGAAAGCGCUUGUGGCUGUAGGGGAGAUCUGCCAAGACUAUGACAGUGAUAAAAUGUUCCCAGCGUUUGGUUUUGGAGCAUUGAUACCACCUGACUUCAAGGUUUCUCAUGAUUUUGCUGUGAACUUUGAUGAGGACAAUCCUGAAUGUGCCGGGAUCCAAGGUGUGGUGGAGGCCUAUCAGAAUUGCCUCCCUAAGAUUCAGCUGUACGGACCCACCAACAUUGCACCAAUUAUCCAGAAAGUGGCCUCGUCUGCCUCCGAGGAAAUGCACACCAAAGAGGCCAUGGAGUAUUUCAUCCUGCUGAUCCUGACAGACGGCGUCAUCACCGAUAUGGCGGACACACGGGAGGCCAUUGUGCAUGCCUCCCACCUGCCCAUGUCCGUCAUCAUUGUUGGUGUGGGCAACGCAGACUUCACAGACAUGCAGAUAUUGGACGGGGACGACGGGAUCCUGCGUUCACCCAAGGGCGAGCCUGUUCUCCGUGACAUUGUCCAGUUCGUCCCCUUCAAGGACUUCAAACAUGCUUCUCCAGCUGCACUGGCAAAGAGUGUUUUGGCAGAAGUCCCAAACCAGGUGGUGGAUUACUACAAUGCUAAAGGCAUCAAGCCCAAGUGUAUGUCGGACUACGAGUCCACAAGAGCCUUCAGUCCCUGACAAUAGACUAUGUGUACACAUACACUCAGAUACACACAUAUAUAUCAUAUAUAUAUGUAUAUAAAUUGAUGUACUGUAUAAUAUAUAUACACAUGCAAAAGCACAAGCAUAUACACACAACCAUACAACAUGCUACAGUAGUCUAGCUCAGAGAAUUAGCUCGUUCAGGUGAAACAAUUUGAACUACUCCAUUGAUGACUAUUGCAUGUUUGGCCGCAAUGGCAUCACCUGGGAAAUUAUUAUUAUCUGCUGUAUAUCUGAAAAAUGUUUAUAGAAAUAAGAGCAGUCUUCUGAACCAGCAUGCAGGAUCAGACUAUAGUUCACCCCAAAAAUGACACUCCUACCUUAUUU
Monopterus albus (swamp eel) is the source of this 2906-nucleotide messenger RNA. RefSeq names its product copine IVb (gene cpne4b). Gene Ontology annotation, molecular function: calcium-dependent phospholipid binding. Gene Ontology annotation, biological process: cellular response to calcium ion. The record is from RefSeq and is a predicted model, not a curated record. Lineage: Eukaryota; Metazoa; Chordata; Actinopteri; Synbranchiformes; Synbranchidae. Bases 894 to 2555 code for a protein of 553 amino acids. The transcript is spliced from 17 exons. Gene Ontology annotation, cellular component: plasma membrane.